This is a messenger RNA of Teleopsis dalmanni, 676 nucleotides long. RefSeq lists its product as uncharacterized. The record is from RefSeq and is a predicted model, not a curated record. The transcript is spliced from 2 exons. The coding region runs from base 8 to 670 and encodes 220 amino acids. Lineage: Eukaryota; Metazoa; Arthropoda; Insecta; Diptera; Diopsidae.
AUGUUCAAUGAAUUCAAUGUUUCAGGAUUCAAUUGAUACUGUCUGGUACUAUGCUAUGCCAAAAGAAAAGAUCCGUAGUACAGGAGCACUGAUUAAAGCAAUAGAUUUGAAUACUGCUGAAGUUCAAGAUCUUGUUUUUCACACAAGUUUGAUUAUGGAAACAUACUCAAACUGCAAUAUUAACUCCAUUGUGCUUUCUUACAUGGUGAUGUGUAGUAAAGCUGCAUUUUACUAUAAUACCGAUCCUGUCAAUAUAUAUGGACAAUUCCUGCAAUCUGUUUCAUUUUUCAAAAGAUCAAAUUCUGUAGCAGCUGGAUUAUCUAUUCAUGCUGAAAUAGCAAUGACAGAUGUUGAAAACAGUGAUUAUAAUACUCGAUUGCCAAAAUUGAGGUGCCAAUUACUUGAUAUUAAUUCGCAUGGAAUACAAGCACUAAACGGAGGUUCCUGGUGUGUAGGACCUUAUGCAAGAAAAGAAAAAUCGAAAUAUUUCGACAAUAACUUUUACAUUGACUUGCUUUGGCCACAAUUUGUUCGAUUUGAUGCUGUGCGUAUAGCACAAGAAUUAAAAUUAAAGAAUGAUCGGGCACUUGAUUCUAUGCGAAAUGUAACUGGUUCCUCUAAUGGUCAGAUUUCAUCAUCUGUAGAAGAUUUGGAGGUUAUGACAGACUGAAAUAAA